Messenger RNA from Myxocyprinus asiaticus (Chinese sucker), 8571 nucleotides. It is a transcript of the gene dnah12, whose product is annotated as dynein, axonemal, heavy chain 12. Gene Ontology annotation, cellular component: dynein complex. Gene Ontology annotation, biological process: microtubule-based movement. Gene Ontology annotation, molecular function: minus-end-directed microtubule motor activity; dynein intermediate chain binding; dynein light intermediate chain binding. The record is from RefSeq and is a predicted model, not a curated record. Lineage: Eukaryota; Metazoa; Chordata; Actinopteri; Cypriniformes; Catostomidae.
AUGCCAACAAACACCAAGUGUGACAAUGACAGAGUUGACAGGGCAAUGAAGGCUUAUGUGCAGGCCAAGGAAGCAGGACCGGCGUCUCCUCCAUCUCCUGAACCACAGUUUCCUUCAGCAAUGAUCAGUGAUGAGAGGAAAAGCUAUAUUAACUACUUGUUCCUGAAAGAGUGAGUUGAGCAAAGUCCUGUUGCACCUUUUCGGCAACAGUGGCUGGAUGCCAUGUUGGCCCGUGUGUCCCCUCGGCUCCGCCAGGGGCCCAGCAGGGAAGAGCUGCUUGAAGAGAUUUGCAAGGAGGUCAGUGAGAACUAAAUGAGAGUCAUGCUCAAGCAAUGAGUAAACACUAUACUGAAAUAUCCACUAUCAGCAGACACAGUUCACAGAGAUGCAUCUGCUGAGAUUCUAGAUUUCUCCUGUCCAUGGCUUGAGAGCUUUGUGCAGUGUCGAAAGGAGAUAAAGUAGAAUCUACACAUAUUACAUCCAGUCAGGUAAAACAUCCUUGAUAUUUGCUACAGCACAUUCUCCCACCUGCUCCUCAUUGAUCUCUCUGAUUGCAGAUCCACAGGGCAUGUAGACUGUGAGAGUCUAAAAAACAAAGUAGCUGUGGAGUGUGAGAGAGUUGAGGAUAGACUCAUGAAAGCCUGGUUCCCUCAAGUCAUUCACCUGCUCACCAGCAAAGGCACUCUACAGAGGGUCAAACCUAGAAACCUUGACUCCUUUUACAACUGCGCCUCAACACUCAUGUCCAGUCAGAUGAGUUGACUAAAGGCACUAGUUGAGGGGAGUAUGGUGGCGUUUGCCAACCUGUUUGAUCCCUCCAACAACAGCAAGCUUCCCCUAUACUUGAUAUUUGAUGACGAGAAGAUGGAUUUUUACCCCAGCUUUUAUGAUCUAGAGGAGGCUGUGCUAGAAAUUCUAAACUUGAUCACUAAUACCAUGCAGUCCUAUCUGUUUCACAAAGUGCAGACAGUACAGUCAUGGCUAACAGAGGCCAACAUUUCUGUAGCGAAUGCCAAGCUCUCAGAUCAUGUUCAGAUGUGGGCGCAGGCCACUCUUAGGAACACUGUACGGAAAAACUUGGAUGGGCCCACCAAACACUUCCAGAACUAUGAAUCUGUUUUGCAUCACAUCUGUGUGUUCUUAUGUCCAAUUGAUACAUAUCAGCAAGUGAAAUGCUUUUGGGCAUUGUCACAAGAGAUAUCUCGUGUUCCCUCUUUGAUACAUGUUGACAUGGUACGACUGGACUGUGAGUAGCUCAAGCAAGGGCUUGCAAAAAAAGCGAAUGCCUUUUCCCAAAUCCUUGUGGGGAAGCUUGUCAGCAUGAUUCUGUAUUUUUCUUAUUUUAUCUGUAAUGAGUGUUAGACCAUUCGAGACAGGGCUUUGAAAGGCCCUGAGACAACAGAGGACAUGAUGGAAAUGACCGCUUAUAUUGAACAUGUAAAAACCAAGGGAAUAGAGGAGCUUAACAACAAGAUUAUGGAAACACAGCACAGGCUGAAUUAUUUGUUGGAUGUGCAAAUUCUUUAUGCAGAACACCUUGAAUUAAAUGCCACAGUGCUGCUCUGGCCACAAAAAAUAAACACUUUACACACUAUGUUAUUCCAGGUGAUUGAGAAGGCCAAGCUGAAGGGACAACAGGAACUUAUGGGUCAGAGAGGAAAGCUGUUGCUAGAAUUGGAGAAAGUAGGCCACAGAAUGGAGGAAUUUGCAGAGUGCUCUGAACUCGAUAUGAUGCAACAGUAUGCUUCUGAUGUAAGAACUGUACAAAAAAUAAUUCAGGACAUUGAGGAAUGAAUUGUAUUGAUGAACAAAGAGGAAGCACUUUACAAAUGGGAACAAACUUUUUACACAGAGGUGGAGGUGAUGAAGGAAACUAUCACUUAUCAGAAGUUCUUCAGCUUGGUUCUGAAAUGGCAGCGUACAAAGAAGAGUCCUCAAACAAAAGAGAGAGGUUAUAAUGAAGAAGAAAACAUUGUGCAUCAAACUAUCAAUCCUAAAUCUAUUACAAUGGGCCAACUGUUUGGUCAGUUUGAUCCUGUGUCCCAUGAGUGGACCGAUGGUAUUGUGGCAAACACCUUUCGAGAAUUUGCCUUAAGUGAGAGCCCAGACAGAAUGGUGGGUGAUGGCCCCAUAGACACGCUGUGGAUUGAGAGCAUGAACACUGUGCUGGAUGACAAAGAAAAAUUUAGUCUGUGCCUCAUGAGUAGGAAGAUUAUCCAAAUGUCCAGUCAGAUGAGUCUGAUUUUUGAGGCCAUGGAUCUGUCGCAAGCUUCUCCAGCCACAGUGAGUUGCUGUAGAAUGAUCUAUAUGGAGCCCUCUCAGAUAGGUUGGAUGCCUUUGGUGGUCUCAUGGAUGAAAACACUUCCUGACCCACUUCAGACACAGGACAAUUCCACACUACUGCAACAGCUCUUUGAGUGGCUACUUCCUCCAGCACUAAAUUUGUUACGAAAACAUUGUCGGGAGGUCAUUCCCAUCAGCAACAGUAAUACAGUUGUGUCUCUUACACAACUCUUUGAGAUGUUACUGACUAAGCCUCUACAUGAAGACCUGGGGAACAAAAACAUAUGCACAUGGAUCAUGGCAGCUUUUGCCUUUGCCUUUGCCUUGGUGUGGUCUGUUGGUGGUUGCUGUGAGACAGACAGUCAUACUCAAUUUGAUCAGUUUCUCUGGGAAAUCACCUCAGGAAUAGCAGAAAAUCACCCCAUAACUGCUGCUGUGUUGAGAUUUGAGAUUACUUUUGAAAAUUAGUCUUUUCCCUUUCAAAUUAAGUUAAAAGGAAAAGGAUGUUGGGUUCUCUGGAAUGAGUCAAUCUGAAAUGUACCAUUCAGGGACAAGAAUACCAUAGUACAGGAUAUCAUCGUCCCCACAAUUGACACAGUGCGAUACACUUAUCUGAUGGAUCUCUGCAUUAAAUAUGGUAUGCCUCUUUUGCUCGUUGGCCCCACUGGCACUGGCAAGUCUGUUUAUGUGAAAGAAAAACUAAUGAACAAUCUAGACAAAGUACACUACCUUCCCUUCUUCAUCAACUUCUCUGCUCGCACCAGUGCUAAUCAGACCCAAAACAUUAUUAUGUCCAGACUACACUGUGUAGAUAAAAGGCGAAAGGGGGUAUAUGGACCUCCUAUGGAAAAGAAAUGCGUAAUUUUUGUGGAUGACAUGAAUGUGCCAGCAAAGGAGGUGUUUGGUGUACAACCUCCAGUUGAGCUGCUUCAUCCGUAUUUUGACCAUGGAAACUGGUAAACUAAACUUAUGUACACAAUAGAUCAAUAUAAGACCAUGGUGCACAUUUUCUCCAAUGUUGUGACCUUUUACCUCCGGACCAAUAAUUUCCCACCUGAUUGCUUCAUGCUUGGGAAUCAAAUAGUCUCUGCAACAUGAGAGGCUUAUAAAAAAGCCAUAGAAAAUCUUCUUCCUACCCCAGCUAAGUCUCAUUACACUUUCAACUUGAGAGAUUUCUCUCGAGUGGUGCAGGGCUGCCUGCUACUGAGGAAGGAAUCACUAACAAACAAGAGAACAAUGAUUUGACUUUUUGCACAUGAACUGUACUGUGUCUUCUAUGAUCGCCAUGUGGAUGACAAGGACCGUGCCUGGCUCUUCACACUCAUUAGCAAUAUUGUAAAGCAGCACUUUGGAAUUCUUCGGAAUGGUAACAAACCUCUUUGUGAGGAGGACAUGCAGAACCUGUUAUUUGGCGAUUAUAUGACUGGACAAAGUGAGUGGCUGUAUGCUGAGGUUCCCUCCAUGGAGUGCUUUGGUGAGGUUGUGGAAGCCUGUCUGGAUGAGUAAAACCAAACCCACAAGAAGCGCAUGAAUCUCGUCAUAUUCCGAUAUCAGAAAAUGGUGUUCCUGCUCACUGAUGCUCAAAUAAAAGACAAGGCCUUUUUAGAGGAUGUGGACAGAAUUUUAAACACAGGAGAGGUGCUGAACAUCUUUGCUGUUGACGAAAAUCAAGAAAUCAUGGAGGCUGUACGGCCCAUUGCUCAGGCUGGGAAUAAAAAUGUGGAGUUCAGCCCUCUGGCUCUGAUCGCCUAUUUUGUGAACCGCUGUAGAGAGAACCUACAUAUUGUUGUGGCCUUCAGUCCAAUUAGAGAUGCCUUCCGCAACCGCCUCAGACAGUUCCCUUCCCUCAUUAUCUGCUGCACCAUAGACUGGUUUCAGCCAUGGCCUGAGGAGGCUUUGGAGCGAGUGGCGAAUAAGUUCUUUGAGACACUAGAGCUGAGUAAUCUUGAGCGAUAGGAAGUCUUCAAGACCUUCCACACUUCUGCUAUUGAUCUGUCUCAUAAGUUUUUGUCAGAGCUGGGUCACCAUAAUGUGUCUCCUAUCUCCUACUUGGAGCUCAUAGCUGCCUUCAGACUUCUCAUUCAAAAACAAGGCACUGUCAUGAAUGCUAAAAACAGAUAUACAAAUGGACUGGACAAACUGGCAUUUGCAGAGUAUCAGAUAAGUGAAAUGAAAGAGUUGGUGGACCUUCAGCCUAAACUAGAGCAAGCCAAGAUUGACAACAUCAAAAUAAUGAAAGUGAUAGAGGUUGAGUCAGUGGAGGUUGAGGCUAAGAGCAAACUUGUUUGUGUGGAUGAAGAGACAGCUACUAUAGAAGCAAAUUAAGCCCAGGCUUUGAAGAAUGAAAGUGAAAAUGACUUUGCUGAAGCCAUCCCAGCACUGGAGGCUGCCCUUGCUGCCCUGGACACACUCAAGCCGACUGACGUGACGAUUGUAAAAUCCAUGAAGAAUCCUCUAUUAGGAUUAAAGCUGGUGAUGGCAGCAGUGUGUGUCAUGAAAGACAUCAAACCAGAGAAGAUCAAUGAUCCUGCUGGAAUGGGACUGAAUAUUCUUGAUUACUGGGGUCCAAGCACGAAGUUGCUAGGGGACAUAAAUAUCCUUAAAGACCAAAAGGAAUAUGACAAAGACAAUAUCCCUGAUGAAGUGAUGCUUAAGAUUCAUAGUGAGUGCAUGACCAACCUUGACUUUGACCCCACUAAAGUAUCCAAGGCCUCAUCUGCAGCUGAAGGGCUUUGCAGAAGGAUCACUGCUAUGGAAGUUUACGACAGCGUUGCAAAUGUGGUGGCCCCUAAGAAGGCUAACCUUAUUGUGGCCCAGCUCAUGGCCCUGCUGAACUAGAAAAGGGCAGAGCUAAAAGAGGUUGAGGAUCGCCGUCUCCUCAAUCAGCUGGAGUACCAGGUGGACCUCUGUGCUCGCAAGCUGGAGAGAGCCAAAAAGCUUAUUGGAGGUUUAGGAGGAGAAAAGACAAGGUGGUAGAAAGCAGCCUAUGACCUUCAGCGCACAUAUGAUAACUUAAUGUUAGGUGAUGUGCUAAUAUCUGCCAGAGUUAGCUUGGGAACUUUUACUGCCAGCUUCCGCCAUGACUGCACCAAAGUGUGGGCCAAGCUCUGCAAUUCCAAGAAGAUCCCAUCCUCUGAUGACUUCUCUCUGAGUAAAGCUCUUGGAGAUCCAAUCAAGGUCAGAGCCUGGAAUAUCGCUGGCCUGUCCACCGACAGCUUCUCUAUUGACAAUGGUGUUAUAGAGAGCAACUCCAGAAGAUGGCCAUUGAUGAUAGAUCCACAGGGUCAGGCCAACAAAUGGGUGAAAUAUUCAGAAUGACAGAGUAACCUGAAUGUGAUCAAGCUAGCUGAUGCAGACUACAUGAGAACACUUGAGAACUGCAUCCAGUUUGGUACACCACUGUUGCUGGAGAACAUAGGAGAAGAGCUUGACCCUUCCUUAGAACCACUACUGCUGAAAAGUGGUGUGGACUGUAUAAUAUUAGGUGAGAGUGUAAUUGAGUACUCGGCUGACUUCCGAUUUUACAUCACCACAAAACUGAAUAACCCUCAUUACUUGCCUGAGCUGGCCACCAAAGUGUGUCUAAUGAACUUUAUGAUUACUCCAGAGGGCCUUGAAGACCAGCUGCUUGGCAUUGUGGUAGCAAAAGCCAGACCUGAAUUAGAGGAGGAGAGGAAUGCCCUCAUUCUUCAGUCUGCAGCCAAUGAGAAUCAACUUAAAGAGAUUGAGGACCAUAUCCUGGAGACGCAACAGUCCUCGGAGGGGAACGUCCUGGAGAACGAGAGUGCAAGCCAGAUCCUGGAUGCUGCCAAGAUAAUGUCUAAUGAGAUCACAAAGAAACAACAGUGCAUUCUAAAGCUGAUUGCAGAGAAGACUGAAAAAAUAGCAGAGUCAAGGGAGGGCUAGAGUACGCACUCCUCCAUCCUUUUCUUCAGUAUCGCAGACCUGGCCAGCAUCGACCCCAUGUAUCAGUACUCUUUCACCUGGUUUGUCAACCUCUGUCAACAACAUACAGGUCAGGUGAGGACUAACAACAAAUCAAAGAUUCUAGAAAAGAGACUCAAAUACCUGACUAAUCAUUUCCCUACGUAUAUCCUUUACUGCAACGUGUGCCGUUCUCUCUUCGAGAAGGACAAACUCCUCUUCUCCUUCCUGCUCUGUUGUAACCUACUGCUGGCUAAGCAGAUAGAGUACUCUGAAUUUAUAUUCCUGCUCACAGGUGGUGUAGGGCUGCAGAAUAAUGCCCCCAACCCUGACCCAAACUGGCUCCGAGACAAAAGCUUGGAUGAGAUCUGCCGGGCCAGUGAUUUUCCUUGUCUACAGGGCCUCGAGAGCUUCAUAAAGAGUUCUGAUUUUCUGCCCAUUUAUGACCAUAAGGAGCCAUACAACACUGCUUUGCCAAAGCCCUGGUGUGAUAAACUCAAUUACCUUCAAAAAAUGAUCAUUUACAGAUGCCUCAGACCUGAUAAAAUUGAGCCAGCAAUCAGUAAAUUUGUAACUGAGAAACUGGGAAAGUAAUUUGCUGAACCACCUCCAUUUGACCUAAGUAAAACCUCCAACGCCAACAUUCCACUGGUCUUUGCACACUCUCCUGGAGCAUACCCUAUGGCUAGUCUGCUGAAAUUUACCAAUGAUAAGAACAUGGGUGGCUCGCAAUUUAAAUCCAACUCUCUGGGACAAGACCAGGGUCCCAUAGCAGUAAAGAUAAUCCGCUCUGCCAUUAAGGAGGGCACCUGGGUGUGCUUGCAGAACUGUCACCUAGCUGUGUCCUGGAUGUCCACUCUGGAGAAGAUCUGUGAAGAUCUCAUCCCUGACACAUGCCAUCCAGACUUCUGUCUUUGGCUCACCAGCUACCCUUCACCCAUGGUACUACAUGGGGCACUCAUGAGAAAUCUUAUUUCAAACCCCUUAACAGACAGUUGCAUUCGGUCCCUAAAUUAUUUGUAUUUUCUGCAAAUAGCAGAAGUGUGUGAUUUCUGCAGCGCUAGCAUCACCAAACGGAUUUGCAAAAAACAGAUAGGUUUUCCGAACACUCCAUUAUCACAAAAAUAAAGUGAUUUAAAAAAAAACACUUCUCUUUCAUUCAUUGAUUAAUUUGUGCCUCAGCUGUUUGUGAACGAGUACGAGGAAGUUCCCUUUGAGGCCAUCACGUAUCAGACUGGAGAAUGUAACUACGGCCUCAUGACAAUCCUUGCUGAUUUUUACAAUAGAGACAUUAUCGAUAACCCACCCCACUCCUUCUCUCCCAGUGGCAAUUAUUAUGCACCUCCAAAGUCCAUCUAUGAAAACUAUGUGGAGUUUAUCAAGAAACUGCCAUCUGCCCAGCAACCCAAGGUGUUUGAUAUGCAUGAGAAUGUGAACAUCUCCAAAGACCUUCAACAGACAAAACUACUGUUUGAUUCCCUGAUCCUGACCCAGGGUGGUGGCUCAAAGGGGGGGGGUGGAUUUUGAGGGGAUAGUACACUACCUGACAUUGCUAAUGACAUCUUGUCUAAAGUAACUAAAUAAUUGUUCCAUCACAAUUUUGAUAUUGAGUCUGCUCUUGUCAAAUUUCCUGUGCGUUAUGAGGAGAGCAUGAAUACGGUGCUUGUGAUGCAGCACUACAAUAAUUUGAGCAGUACUAUAUGUAUGAGUCUGCAGAACCUGACAAAAGCCAUUAAGGGGCUGGUAGUAAUGGAUGCAGAGGCUAUAGCUGGCAGUCUGCUGGUGGGGAAAGUGUCAGAAAAGCGGGCCAAAUGCUCCUAUCCCAGUCUCAAGCCAUUGGGCAGCUAUGUCAAUAACUUCUUAGGCAAACUCAAAUUCUUCCAGGAGUGGUAUGACACGAAGCCCCAUGUAUUCUGGCUAUCUGGGUUUUUCUUCACUCAGGCUUUUAUAACAGGCAACCUGCAAGCCAGGAAAUACUCAACCCCCAUCGACUUGUUUGAAUUUGAUUAUGAGGUUUUGCCUUUUGACACUGCAGACUCCUCUCCUGAAGAUGGAUAAGGGUUAACAGUGUACAUUCAUGGCCUUUUUCUGGACGGAGCCUUUUUCGGAGUGUUGGCUGAACAGUAUCCCAAAGUUCUCUUUGAUGCAGUCCCUAUCAACUGGGUCCAACCCAAGGACAAGAGGAUCAUGGAGCAGCCCCACAAAAUCUAUGUGUGUCCCCUCUACAAGACCAGUGAGCGAAAAGGCACACUGUCCACCACUGGCCAUUCAACCAACUUUGUCAUAAGUAUGCUCCUUACCAGCAAGCGCCCUCAGCACUGGAUCAAGAGAGGCGUGAUUUUGCUUUGUCAACUGGAUUAUUAA